UUUGCUCGCUCUUUUCGGCAACAAUGAGAAUCGUUGCGUUUUGUUUACAGCGUUCACAGUAGUUCGCGCGUGUUCGAGCCUGUGGCGUUUGGCUGCCCUGCGCCUCCUGGUCUACCGAUGCUUUCUGUGUCAUGCUCGUUUGUUGUUCUGCCUUACUCACGUUCUGCCAUUGUGACUUCCAGGACUUCCACAAGUCAGUGCAACAGCAUAGUUACCUGCUUCAAUCGUCGAACGAGGCAACAUGAGUGCGAACGCCAGUUCCACUGCCGAAGCUAUCGCGCUUGCAAGUAAGUUGCUAUCUCAAAUCAGUAUCAACGACAAAGCGGAAGAGAUCCAGAGGAUCGUAAGCUUGUCUCCCGAAGCCAGACUCAGCAGCUCGGACGCGUCUGUAUACUGUCACUUCGCAACUGCCCUGCUUGACAACCUGAGCGCUAAUGCGUUGAGAAACGCCGAGGAAGAGUGCGCUUUUGAUGCGCUCGUCUUGCGCUGCCCACCCGAGGACCUGCUUCUCGUGUUGACGUCCGCACUUCACCGCUUCGACAAGAGCAGCUUCAGACGUGACAAAGUGGUUUCGCUUCUCGACAAGUUUGUGCGUGGUGAUUAUCUGCGCAGGUUGCUAGUUGGACAGUGUCACCGAAACGUCGCGUGUUACUCCGAGGAGUGGUCGCGUUCGGCGUGCACGGUGCUGGUGUCGUUGCCCGAACGGGUCGCCAACGUUCGUGGCCAGAGUAUUCCGAACUGUUUGACGAGGAACGGUUACUUCGUGUCCCUUUUCGACGGCAUCUUCGAAGCGCUGAGCCACGCCCGCGAUGAAUUGGACCGCGGUGUCGACGUUCACGUAGACUUUUUCAGCCGGCUUCUUGGCCGAAUGUGUCCCGUUGGGCAGUCAGAACUUCUCGCGAGGCACCUCGUUCCAAAGCUAGUGCGCCGUUGCGAGAGCGAUUUCAUUUUCCGGCGCGUCUGUGCCAAAGUUGUCACCUCUGUACGAGACGAUUGCCCGGAGAGCAUAUCUGUCGUGCUGCUUUCCGCUCUUCGCGAUUACAGGCAGGUCGACUGGUUUUUCACCGAUUCCGUAUGCACAGACAGCAGAUUCCGUUUCUUUCUUGCCAAAAAAUUGCCCUUGGCGCAAACGUAUAGCUCGACAAUGUUGCUGCAGAACCUUAUCGGGUAUCUUGCCUCGUCAGAGAGGAGGCGGCCCAUAUUUUACGAGCUGCUGAGUGGAGUGUUUGAUUGCUGGGGAGACAAGGCAAUGAUGAAGUAUCAGAGUGAGCAGGAACAGAAGUAUCUUACGAGUGCGCUGAUGAUAUCUGUGGGACACUUGAAGGCAAGUGGCAUUGACGGAACCACCGCUGACGGCCUCUUGCCUAAGCUCCUGCACGGUGUACAGAGCCACCUCUCGUCGCCGGACGAAUGGGUGCGAUUGUACGGCAUGGUGACAGCCGAACAAUUUACUCCCAUACUUCACCCAGAUGGUCCGAAGCUUAAAUUCGAAUACAAACCCAAUGACGAUAUCAAGUACCUGCUCUCGCUUACAGACAUCUCGGUCAAGUCACCAGACCCGGACGACGCAAGUAUGACGGAACCUGUCAGCGUAGAGGAAGAAACAGAAAAGACUGAGGUGGCCUCGGAGACCAUUGAUCUGGACAGUGACGACGAUCUUGAGCCGUUCGACAUGUCGCACGAUACACCGCACAGUGUGAAAAAGCCUGUGUACCUACGAGACAGCAUGGAGGGACUACUGGAUCAAGAAAACAGAGAGUGGUUUGAAUCUUGCUUGCAGACUGUCGCUAAAUUGAUUCAAACUUGCAGAGAUGAGUUAGAAGAUGUAGCUGAAGAAUUGGCCAAAAUACUUCUUUACCUCGACGACAAGUUCUGCUUGGAUAGAUUUGUACCAUUGAGGCAGCAUGCACUGAUUACCUUGGCUGUAAAGAGUCCCAAGAUUGUUGCUACUUACCUGACGGAGCAGUUCUACAGUGUGCACUUGAAUAUCAGACAGAGGCUGGACAUACUGGAGGUUCUUGCGCUGGCCAGCAACCAACUUGCAUCACCGCCCACCGCUGUGCAUCCGGUAACCGAAAGAACAGUCUUGACCAUGGCCAGUUCGCAUUGGAACUCUGUCGUAACUGAGCGCCUGAAGGCAAAGACUCGAAUCAUCAGCAAGGGUGCCACAGCUGUUGCGACUCCCACUGAAAAUCGCUUUUCUGACGUUGCCGGCUUCUUUUUCUACCCAUUAAUGAGGUACUAUGACAGAAAGGAAAACACCUUCGACCUCCUCGGUGAGGACAGCUUUGUUCUGACGCGGCUCAUCUACACGCUCGGCAUUGUGCAAGACUCGGCUGCCAACUGCCCGAAAAGUGUCCACAUGGCCCACUGCUUCAUGGAGUUUUUGUCAGCCCUGAAGUACCACGCAGAGGCCUGCGUUCGUGAUGCUGUUCUCUUUGCGCUGUCUGUGAUAUUGAUCACUGUUCCGAUCGGAUUGCUGCUGUCAAAUGACGAGCAGGAACUUGUCGAGAUCCGAGAGUGGCUUCAGUACGUCAUCGAGAGGGACCCUUCUGAUGUCUGCAAGCUAAAAGCAGCCCAAGUUCUGCAGCUGCUUUGUUCACAAGUUAACAAGGAGCUCCCAGUUCCAGAUAAAUAAAGUACAUAAUUUUAUUGCA
Molecule: messenger RNA, 2657 nt
Organism: Rhipicephalus microplus (southern cattle tick)
Lineage: Eukaryota; Metazoa; Arthropoda; Arachnida; Ixodida; Ixodidae
Product: telomere length regulation protein TEL2 homolog
Biological process (GO): 'de novo' cotranslational protein folding
Cellular component (GO): cytosol
Molecular function (GO): Hsp90 protein binding; telomeric repeat DNA binding
Source: RefSeq, a predicted model, not a curated record